This is a messenger RNA of Coccomyxa subellipsoidea C-169, 1671 nucleotides long. RefSeq lists its product as hypothetical. The coding region runs from base 1 to 1671 and encodes 556 amino acids. The record is from RefSeq and is a predicted model, not a curated record. Gene Ontology annotation, molecular function: glycosyltransferase activity. The transcript has 11 exons. Gene Ontology annotation, cellular component: membrane. NCBI's taxonomy places the organism in Eukaryota, Viridiplantae, Chlorophyta, Trebouxiophyceae, Coccomyxaceae.
AUGGUGGCGGUCGCACUGCUGGGCUCGCUGUGCCUGCUGGGCACGAGCAGCUUCCACGGUCUGCGGAGGCACCGGCCGCACCGCAGCCUCCUGGCGCAGGGCGUUCCCGCCAGCCUCAUGCACACCAACAUGACCGCCGCCUUCGCGCAGAGCCUUUGCAGCGCCCACGCCUCGCCCCUGCUGCUCAAUCAGACCUGGACCGAUGGCCCCGUCUGCUCCUUCGGAGGCAGCCAGUCCUUCUCGGCUGCAGGGGGCGCAGAGGAGACAUGCGGGGGGUUGAUGGGGGUGCCGAAGGUGGCGAUGCUGUUUCUGGCGACCAAGGGGUUUGCCCACUCGGCGAUGUGGGCGAUGUGGUUCCAGCAGGCGGGAGGCCUGCUGCCCGCCGACUGCGCCGCCGCAGCUGUCUGCCGCGCCGGCGAUCCGGCCGCCCGCGCCGCCGCCCUCGGGGCGCUGCUACGCUCCUGCGGGCCCUUCCCCCAGGCCCCAGGGCUGAGGGAGGUGGUGGAUAGGCAGCACCUGUUCUCGGUAUACGUGCACCUGCCGCCCAACAAGACGCUGUCGGGGCCACCGUCCAUAUUCCACGGCCGUGAGAUCCCCGGCAGCAUCCCCACUGGCUGGGGUGAGUGGUCCCUCGCCAACGCAUCCCGCGUUCUGCUCAGGGAGGCGCUGAAGGACCGGCUGAACCAGCGGUUCAUAAUGCUGUCGGAGUCGUGCGCGCCGCUGUAUCCGCCGGCCGUCGUGUAUCAGCAGCUGAUGUAUACGUUUCGCAUGGCGCCAGAUCUGGAGGAGCAGCACUGGAGGAAGAGCUUCCAAUGGUUUGGGGUUGUGAGGAAGCAUGCGGCGGUCAUUGCCAAUGAUCAGAAGGUUGCAAAGGUGUUUGAGCAGCACUGCACGAAUGCAUGGGACGAUGACAGGGGAGCUUGGCGCAGCUGCUUCAGUGAUGAGCACUACUUUGCCACCGUGCUGGCCACUCAGGGCCUGGAUGAGGAGACGGAUUGCAAGGGGGGACUGACGCACACAGAGUGGUGCGACCCGUGCACGGAGGGGGAGGACCGGCUGCACCCGCGCGCGUUCAAGCCCGAGGCCGUCUCACACGCCUCGCUGGACGGCAUGCGCGAGGAGCGGGGGGAUAAGGCCUGCAACGUGUCGGCCGCGCUCGGCUGGGCCGCCGACGGCUUUAUUACUGCCGCGGGGCUCGCCGCCGGGCAGCAGUGCGGCUCUCCGCCGGUCUACAGGGGAGAGAGGGCGAUGCUGGGCCGCGGCUGCCCGCUGUUUGCGCGCAAAUUCCCGGCCGACACGGCUGCGGCGCUGCUGCAGGCCGAGUUUGCGAUGCUGGUGGCAGAGAACGCCGCGCGGCCGCAGGGACUGCUGGUCCCAGACAAUCGCGCCACGCACUUUAACUCGCAGUGCAAAGCGCUGCAGCGCGCCGCGAAAAAGGCGCGGAAAGAGCUGUGGCGGUGCAGGGAUGAAGGCGCGAAAGCAGCUUUCCCGGUGACAGGCCGCGGGCUCUUAUGUGCCCUCACAGCUGAGUGCCACGCAUUUGAGCUCGCAGUGAGCGAGGCGUUGGAAAGCGCUGCAGCGGCGGCAAAGAAGGCGCAGACGCAGCUGUCUCGGUGCAGCGCCACAAAUUUUAACUCGCAGCGCAGGCGCGAAAAGAGACCCUGGAAAUAG